UUUUAUUGUGUCUAUAAAUAGUGGCUGUUCUGUUACAUUUAACAUUGCAGUACUCACGCACAAAAAUUUCACGCGCUUUUUAAGUUUCUGUAGUGAUUGAUCUAGAAGCUAAAUUUUGCUAAAAAAAAGAAUAGGAUAAUGGAGGGAAAGGUAUUGAAACCAUCAAGAUUCAAGAGGGUUUGUGUGUUUUGUGGUAGCAGUACUGGGAAGAGAAAAUGCUACAGAGAUGCUGCUACUGAACUAGGUCAAGAGCUGGUGGCAAAAAGGUUAGAUCUUGUGUAUGGAGGUGGAAGCAUUGGACUGAUGGGCUUGGUUUCUCAAGCUGUUCAUAGUGGUGGAGGCAAUGUUCUUGGGAUCAUACCAAGAACUUUGAUGAGCAAAGAGAUCACAGGAGAAACAGUUGGAGAGGUAAAGCCAGUAGCCGACAUGCACCAAAGAAAGGCAGAAAUGGCCCGCAAUUCUGAUUGUUUUAUAGCGCUACCAGGUGGCUAUGGCACUCUGGAGGAGUUAUUAGAAGUGACUACUUGGGCUCAGUUAGGCAUCCAUGACAAACCUGUGGGUUUGCUUAAUGUUGAUGGCUACUACAAUUAUCUUCUGACAUUCAUUGACAAAGCCGUGGAUGAUGGCUUUAUCAAGCCUUCUCAACGCAACAUCAUUGUCUCUGCACCAAAUGCCAAAGAACUUGUUCAAAAACUUGAGGAGUACGUGCCUGUGCUUGAUGGAGUUAUAGCCAAGGCAAGCUGGGAGAUUGAGCAGCAACAACAGGUGGCGUUCAAUGCUACAACUUUGCAUACUGAAGUUGCUUUAUAAAGGAGAGACAAUAUAAAGGAAGAUACGAAGUUAGGGAUAAAAAGGUGCUUUAGGCUUUCUUUCUUUGCUUUUUAGUCUUGAUUUUGGUUCACAUACCAACGAUUCCAUAAUGUUCUGGUUCGGUAUGAAUGACUUGGGAUUAGAGGAGUGAAAAAAGUGACAAGUGGGUCUUUUUUGUGCAUGCUUUACUAGCACUUCAUCAAAGGAAGAAGGCAGUCAAAAUUUUACUUGGGUUAUUAAGAUUGUAGUAGUGAUAUUUUGUACCUUGAAUUAUGUUUAUGUUCAAAUGAUUAAUAUCCA
Molecule: messenger RNA, 1110 nt
Organism: Populus euphratica (Euphrates poplar)
Lineage: Eukaryota; Viridiplantae; Streptophyta; Magnoliopsida; Malpighiales; Salicaceae
Product: cytokinin riboside 5'-monophosphate phosphoribohydrolase LOG5-like
Exons: 7
Coding region: 139-810 (223 amino acids)
Biological process (GO): cytokinin biosynthetic process
Cellular component (GO): cytosol; nucleus
Molecular function (GO): hydrolase activity, hydrolyzing N-glycosyl compounds
Source: RefSeq, a predicted model, not a curated record